CCAUUACCUCCAGAAGAAGACAUACCGCCGAAGAAGACAAUGCCAUUGGAGAGGACGACACCGAUGGCGAGCCCUACCGAAGAACAACAGGAGAAGCUGUUGGACGACUCGCUCGGAGUCGUGAAAGUGCAGUCAUUUCAGAUGAAGUGUUGUCUCGAUAAAGGCAAACUGAUGGAAGCGCUGAAACACGCGUCAAACAUGUUGUCUGAGUUGCGGACAUCGUUGCUGUCGCCGAAGUCCUACUACGAGCUGUAUAUGUCGGUCACGGAUCAGUUGAGACAUCUGGAGAUGUAUCUGUUGGACGAGUUCCAGAGGGGCCGCAAAAUGGCCGACCUCUACGAGUUGGUCCAAUACGCCGGUAAUAUCAUUCCGCGACUGUAUUUACUGAUUACCGUCGGUUUGGUGUACAUGAAGACAACGCCCGGUUGUCGUAAAGACAUACUCAAAGACUUGGUGGAGAUGUGCAGAGGCGUUCAGCACCCGCUCAGAGGCCUGUUUUUGCGCAACUAUUUGCUACAAUCGUGUCGUAAUGUAUUGCCUGAUGUGACCGAAGACGUGAUACUAUCGUCGGGCGACGUGAAGGAGGACAGACCCGGUUGUGUUCAGGACUCGAUUGACUUUAUUCUAUUGAAUUUUGCCGAAAUGAACAAACUAUGGGUUCGUAUGCAACACAUCGGACACACCCGAGAGAAGGACAGGCGCGAGAAGGAGCGGCUCGAACUCAGGCUUCUCGUCGGCACUAAUCUGGUCCGACUCUCGCAGUUGGAAUCGGUAGACCUGGAGGUGUAUAAGAAGGUUGUAUUGCCGGGUAUUCUGGAACAAGUGGUCUCGUGCCGGGACUCGAUAGCCCAGGAAUACCUGAUGGAGUGUCUGAUCCAAGUGUUUCCCGACGAGUUUCAUUUGGCAACUCUUCAGCCGUUCCUGAGUUCGUGCGCACAGUUGACACAGAAUGUGAACGUGAAGAACAUUAUCAUCGCUUUGAUCGAUAGGCUGGCGAUGAGCAAAGACAUCGAACUGCCCGCCGAUCUGUUCGACAUCUUCGCCAAACAGAUCUCGCAGAUCAUCACAACCAGAAACGACAUCUCACUCGAAGACAUUGUACUCAUGAAGGGAUCGUUGAUUAACUUCUCGCUGAAGAAGAUUUCCGAUGUGAGUAAACGCGAAGAGAGUGUCAAUUGUGUGUUGGAUAACGCGUUGACAGUAAUUAAGGACAAGAACCAGACGAAUGUACCGCUCAGAAGCAAUUUAGGCAAAGAGUUGUUCAAAUUCUUCAAACUUCCACUCAAUUGCGGAUCAACUAAUGGCGUGACGGGUCUGUCGCCCAUCAAAAUGAGUCUAAAACUCAAAGCGUAUAAAGAUCUGUUGAAACAGACGGCGGCCUACGAUCUGCACAAAGAGGUGACACUGAGUCUAAUAAACAGCGCUUUGGAGCACAACACGGAUGUGGAAGCGGUGGCCGAAGAGGACCGACUGAGUCGGGCGGAGAUCGAGACAUUCCUGUCGGAGAUAUGCGAUCCGCUAAUCAACGGCAAGAACGGAGACAUCGGUGUUAUAGACGAGAACGACGAGGACUUUAUCGACGAGCAGUUAUUGUUGUCGCGAUUCAUACACUUCCUGUUUCUGCCGCAAGCGAUGCAAGAGAGCGAACACACCGGCAACUACUUCCUCCUACUCAAGGCGUUCCGCAAAACGCUGGCCGCCGGCGGACCCAAACGGAUCCGCUAUACCUAUCCGUCGCUGGUGUUCGAGGCGUUCAAACUGGCGCUUAGAUUCUCGGCCGAAGGCCAGAGCGCCGCCGACGGCGAAGACAAGGACGACAAGUGGGAGAAGAAGUGUCAACUGGUCUUCCAGUUCGUCAAUAAGAUGAUCGGUUCGCUUAUGAAAGAGAGUAAUUGUUGCGAACUGUGUCUCAAACUAUACCUCCAAUCGGCCCAAAACGCUGCCAAAACCGGUGUCGAGAAUCGAGAGACCAUUGCCUACGAGUUCAUCAGUCAGGCCUUCAGUAUAUACGAGGAAGAGAUCAACGAUUCCAAGUCACAGCUGUUCUGCCUUUUGCUGAUCAUAAGCACUGUUAAAGACAUUGAGUUUGAAAUUGAAGAUAAUUACAGUCCACUGAAGAGCCAGUGCUGUCUGAAUGGCGCCAAACUUGUGAAGAAAUCGGACCAAAUUCGGGCCAUUUUGGCGGCGAGUCUGCUGUACGUCAACAACAAGACCAAUGAGGUUGAGUCGGAACUAAUGAAAUGCAUUAACAAAUGCUGUAAAAUAGCGUCUAAUGUAUUGGACGUUGAGCUCCAGCUGCAGCUCUACGUCGAGAUAUUAUCCCAUUUGACACUAUUGUUGAGAUUGAAUAACAAAGACAUCGAAGAGGUUUGCAUGAAAUUAGUCGAGAAGAUUGACGAACAGAGCAAAGAGACCGCACUCUCCGAACUCAUUGAACGCCAGUAUAUCAACAAUAUAUCACUUCUUAAACAUAAAGAUAUCGUUAAAUCAAAUGAUUGA
This is a messenger RNA of Medioppia subpectinata, 2499 nucleotides long. NCBI's taxonomy places the organism in Eukaryota, Metazoa, Arthropoda, Arachnida, Sarcoptiformes, Oppiidae. The record is from the annotation of a GenBank genome assembly.